CUAUUAUUAUUAUUCCAAAUUUCCAAGUGGAAAUUUUGUAGGUUAUGCAAUUUUAGUUGUGUGAAUUUGAUGUUUGAUUAUAACUAAUAGUAUUAGUCUCAAUCUUAAACUUAUUUCAUUCACUCUUGUUGAAUUUAUGAUCCUAUGAUAAAAUAAUUCCCAUAGGUUGUGCAUAUUUUUUUAAGAUCGAGUGUGCAGUGUUGUUUAAAAACUUGGAAUUAGGCUAGGUGCUUGGCAAACAUUACUAGAUCUUUAAUAUUGGUGUAUUUGUUUAUUUGAGUUUGAUAUUGAAAUGUCUUAUCAAAAAAGUGUUGCUUUAGCAUCUCUCACCGCUACUUAUACAGAUUCAGAAGCUGAAGAAGAACCUAAUGAUCAUGAACUUGAAUUCGAAACUACUAUUUCAUCUGACGAUGAGAAGGAAAACUCCAGACAUACACCUCCUUCCGUAUAUCCUACAACCACGUCUGCAAAUCACAAAAUGGCUCGUUUAGUAUCUUACGGCAAUGAUGAUCUUGUUGUUUCUGAAGAGGAAACGGGACAAGAUGGUGACACAUCAAAACCUGAAGAAGAAGAAGAACCUAUUCCAAUUGAUGAACAUGAUGUUCAGCUUCCGCCAGAACCCACUGGACGAUGUUCUAAUGAGCUUCAAGAUAAAAUUGCCAGACUUCAUGAAAAAAUGCAAAAUAAUGGUCUUGAUAUGAAUACUAUAAUACAACAACGCAAAGACUUUAGGAACCCUAGUAUCUACGAGAAACUGAUCCAAUUCUGUAGUAUCAAUGAGUUUGGAACAAAUUAUCCAUUAGAAGUCUAUGACCCCUUCAGUUGGAGUAAAGUGUCCUAUUAUGAAGAACUGGAAAAAGUGCAAAGAGCUGAAAUGACUAGGAGAGAAAAAGAAAGAAAAGAGAAAACUAAGGUGGAGUUCGUGAGUGGAACGGCGAAGCGGGGAGGCAGCAGUGCCGGCUCGGGGGCGGAGGAUGACCUGAAAAAGAGGAAGUCGAAGUGGGAUCAGGUGGGGAGUGGUCAGAUGGGCUCCGUGCCUAGGGUGCAAAGUGCGAGCCUCGUUCAGCCGGCUUCACUCACCACCAGUGCCACCGGCACUAAAAGCACUGUCAUCUCUGCGUUCGGAUCACUACCCAAGAAACCACGAGCGUAGUUGACUGUUGGUGAUGCACUGAUUGAUUUUACACAAUAUAAGUGAUAUCUGAUAUUGGACCCCUUUCAUAGAUUCUAUGAGGAAUCCGGUAUUUAUCAAGAAAUGGAAAAUGUAAGUAACCCUUUUUAAAAACUUUUAAGCGUCAAUGGCAUCAAUUUUGAAACCUGUUGUGCAUUAAACGUUUUUAAAAAGGGUACUUAGAUUUUUUAUUUCUUGAUAAAUAAAAAGGUUUACUCGGUAUUUGUACGUUCUAUCCAUUGAAUGGCUAGAAUACAUUCACCAAUCAUGAAGUAAGUGAUGCUUGGGAACCCCUUAGAUAGAUUUUGUGAGAUACUCUGUAUUCAUUUCUACCUUCUAUCAUAGGAAAAAGAUAGCAUAAGAUGAUAUCCCAUGUUAUAGGAUGUAUUUAUUCCAAAUUUCAAUGUUAAGCCGAUAAUCCUAGUAGUUCUUGAUGUGAUGCUGGUAGUCUCUCAUACUGUGCUGUUCUUUCCAAGAUCUGUAGAAAGGUUUCUAUAGACCUUGGUCCUUACACUCUCACCCGGAAAAUAGACAGUAGUCGACAGUAAUUGGCUUGAGUUAACAAAAAACGGGCUUCAAAUUUGGAAGAAGAUAUCCCAUUGUAUUGGGCGGUUAUGUUCAAAAUUUCAAGCCGAUUUUCUGUUAACUCAAGCAAAUUACUGUCAAAUAUUACUGUUUUGGUCGGGUGAGAGUGUUAUAACAGCACAGUAUGAGAGACUACAAUGUCACAGAGCUUCACGAAAAAGAACUCUUCUUCUUCAUGUGCCGUCUCCAUGGCGGAGGUUGGCUAUAAUGAUGGCAAUUUUCACACUGCUUACAGCCGACUUGAAAAGUUAAUUUGAGGUGCACUUGAACCAAUCCCUUGAAUUGCGCAACCAAGAUAUCCUUCUUCGCCCCACUGACCUCCAACCUGUUAUUUUGCCUUGCAUAAUGAUAUGCAAUAUUUCAUACUUGUGUCCUCUCAUUAUGUGACCCAGGUACCUUAAUUUGUGCUCUUUGAUUUCACCAAUGAGUUGCAGUUUCCUACCCAUUCUCCUGAGAGAAUUUGUAACAUGAUCGGUGUAUGACAUUCUCAGCAUUCUGCGAUAGGUCCACAUCUCAAAGGCUUGUAUUUUCUUCUCACCCCAUCUAUUUAAUGUACAUGCUUCCACACCAUAUAAUAGUACAGGAAACACGAAACAUUUAAGGAGACGCAUUCGUAAUUCAAGCUUGAUGUCUCUUGAUGUCAGUAAAUUCUUGAUCCUGAUAAAUGUGGAACGUGCUUUCUCUAUUCUUAUUCUGAGUUCUGAGCAGUUAUCAGCAUUGGAAGUUACCCGAGUCCCAAGGUACGUGUAGGAAUCCACCCGCUCCAAACGGAUUCCUUCAGCGAAUAGAUCCCCGAUAGAAGGUUGGUCUUUGGUGAUUAUCAUGUACUUUGCCUUUUUAGAAUUCAGACUCAAACCACCUUCUUUGCUUGCAGUAAUGACACUGUUCAGCAUCCUCUGGAGAUCUUCCAUAUUGUCUGCCAGCAGUACAGUGUCAUCUGCAUACCUUAGGUUGUUGAUAGGUGUGCCAUUAACUCUUAUACCUCCAGUCUCAUCUUCUAGGGCCUUGCUGAUGGUUAUUUCGGAAUAAAUGUUGAAAAGGAGUGGUGAAAGCACACAGCCCUGACGAACCCCUCGUUUGAAAAAGAACUACUAUGACUAUUGUCUUGAGUUGACAUUGAAAUUUGGAACAUAAACGUCCCAUACCAUGGGAUAUCUACUUAUGCUAUCUUUUCUCUAUGGUCGGGCUGAGUGGGUAAAGUCCAAUUAGAUAUCAUAGGAAUCAUAUUAUCACUGUGUCGAUUACAUUCACUGAUACAGAUAUGUGGAAAUCCAGCUUUAUUCUAUAGGUUUUCAAUCAUGAACUGAGUGAUAUUUGGUGAACGAUGGACCCCUUUGAUAGAUUUUAUAAGGAACUCUGUAUUCAAUGUAUUCAUUGAAUAACUCGAAUAUAUUAAAGCUGGACUCCACAUAUCAGUAUCAUGGAUUUAUGAAAGAUUUUUUUAAUAUAUUAUCAAAGAACUAUCAGAACUUAAUUUUUCGUAUCUUACAUUAAGAAUUGAAAAGUGAUUAUAAUUUGUAGAUGAUGACAACUAAUAUUUUCAAUAAUUAUCCUUCGUUUUGUUUGAUUUUGUGUUCCGUUUGCUUGAAAAUAGCCGACACUCAUUCCAGUUCUGGUUCAUACUGUUCAGAUUUCUGAUGUGAUGUUAGUGAUAUUAAUAUAAUAUACGUUAUUUUUUAAUA
This is a messenger RNA of Nilaparvata lugens (brown planthopper), 3438 nucleotides long. RefSeq names its product SAP30-binding protein. Gene Ontology annotation, cellular component: nucleus. The record is from RefSeq and is a predicted model, not a curated record. The transcript has 2 exons. Bases 293 to 1153 code for a protein of 286 amino acids. Lineage: Eukaryota; Metazoa; Arthropoda; Insecta; Hemiptera; Delphacidae. Gene Ontology annotation, biological process: regulation of DNA-templated transcription.